Closterium sp. Naga37s-1 is the source of this 2151-nucleotide messenger RNA. Lineage: Eukaryota; Viridiplantae; Streptophyta; Zygnematophyceae; Desmidiales; Closteriaceae. The record is from the annotation of a GenBank genome assembly.
AUGAAUCGAUCCAACGCGGUACUUGCGGCCCGCUUCCCAAGCGCCUCACGACUCACCCUCCUGGACGCAUAUCACUCGUGCUCCUCUCCUCUUCCCAGACGUCUCAGACAUCCUGCUCUGCUCCCAUCCCACACCACUGCAGUCCGUUUCCCAGAACCACCGGGGUACUCAGUCCGCUUCCCAAGCGCCUCACCACUCACCCUCCUGGACGCAUAUCACUCGUGCUCCUCUCCUCUUCCCAGACGUCUCAGACAUCCUGCUCUGCUCCCAUCCCACACCACUGCAGUCCGUUUCCCAGAAUCACCGGGGUACUUGCGGUCCGCUUCCCAAGCGUCUCACAACUCACCCUCCUGGACGCAUAUCACUCGUGCUCCUCUCCUCUUCCCAGACGUCUCAGACAUCCUGCUCUGCUCCCAUCCCACACCACUGCAGUCCGUUUCCCAGAACCACCGGGGUACUCAGUCCGCUUCCCAAGCGUCUCACAACUCACCCUCCUGGACGCAUAUCACUCGUGCUCCUCUCCUCUUCCCAGACGUCUCAGACAUCCUGCUCUGCUCCCAUCCCACACCACUGCAGUCCGUUUCCCAGAACCACCGGGGUACUUGCGGUCCGCUUCCCAAGCGUCUCACAACUCACCCUCCUGGACGCAUAUCACUCGUGCUCCUCUCCUCUUCCCAGACGUCUCAGACAUCCUGCUCUGCUCCCAUCCCACACCACUGCAGUCCGUUUCCCAGAACCACCGGGGUACUUGCGGUCCGCUUCCCAAGCGUCUCACAACUCACCCUCCUGGACGCAUAUCACUCGUGCUCCUCUCCUCUUCCCAGACGUCUCAGACAUCCUGCUCUGCUCCCAUCCCACACCACUGCAGUCCGUUUCCCAGAACCACCGGGGUACUUGCGGUCCGCUUCCCAAGCGUCUCACAACUCACCCUCCUGGACGCAUAUCACUCGUGCUCCUCUCCUCUUCCCAGACGUCUCAGACAUCCUGCUCUGCUCCCAUCCCACACCACUGCAGUCCGUUUCCCAGAACCACCGGGGUACUCAGUCCGCUUCCCAAGCGUCUCACAACUCACCCUCCUGGACGCAUAUCACUCGUGCUCCUCUCCUCUUCCCAGACGUCUCAGACAUCCUGCUCUGCUCCCAUCCCACACCACUGCAGUCCGUUUCCCAGAACCACCGGGGUACUUGCGGUCCGCUUCCCAAGCGUCUCACAACUCACCCUCCUGGACGCAUAUCACUCGUGCUCCUCUCCUCUUCCCAGACGUCUCAGACAUCCUGCUCUGCUCCCAUCCCACACCACUGCAGUCCGUUUCCCAGAACCACCGGGGUACUUGCGGUCCGCUUCCCAAGCGUCUCACAACUCACCCUCCUGGACGCAUAUCACUCGUGCUCCUCUCCUCUUCCCAGACGUCUCAGACAUCCUGCUCUGCUCCCAUCCCACACCACUGCAGUCCGUUUCCCAGAACCACCGGGGUACUCAGUCCGCUUCCCAAGCGUCUCACAACUCACCCUCCUGGACGCAUAUCACUCGUGCUCCUCUCCUCUUCCCAGACGUCUCAGACAUCCUGCUCUGCUCCCAUCCCACACCACUGCAGUCCGUUUCCCAGAACCACCGGGGUACUUGCGGUCCGCUUCCCAAGCGUCUCACAACUCACCCUCCUGGACGCAUAUCACUCGUGCUCCUCUCCUCUUCCCAGACGUCUCAGACAUCCUGCUCUGCUCCCAUCCCACACCACUGCAGUCCGUUUCCCAGAACCACCGGGACGUCUCAGACAUCCUGCUCUGCUCCCAUCCCACACCACUGCAGUCCGUUUCCCAGAACCACCGGGGUACUCAGUCCGCUUCCCAAGCGUCUCACAACUCACCCUCCUGGACGCAUAUCACUCGUGCUCCUCUCCUCUUCCCAGACGUCUCAGACAUCCUGCUCUGCUCCCAUCCCACACCACUGCAGUCCGUUUCCCAGAACCACCGGGGUACUUGCGGUCCGCUUCCCAAGCGUCUCACAACUCACCCUCCUGCACGCAUAUCACUCGCCUCCGGUGUGCGUCCAACCGGGCGUCAGCGAAUCGCAGCGCGCCAGGUGGCUCGACGACAGGGGUCAGCGGACGUGGCUGGGGCACUGCGGGAUGGGUUGGUUGGAGAGGACCAUUAG